GGGCUCGGAGCCCUUGCGGCGCUGAGACGUGGGCGGAACCCGAGCUGCCGUGGAGCAGGUUUCGGGGGGGGUUGGUUUCGGGGGACCCGCUAGGCUGGUAGCGGCCGAGCCCAGAGGGAUGGAGCCGGUGGCCGAGGGACCCGAGUUCGGGGCCUUCAAGAGACCGGCGCUGCCGCCGGCGGUCCCGCUCCGCGGCAAGGAGGUGGGCGCCGCUCCCCGGGACCCCGAGGGGGAAGCAGCGGGUGGGAAGCCGCCGGCGGAGAGCCCGCCCCAGCCCCGGGCCCCGAGCUCGGCCCCUGGCCCCCUCCCCGCCGCGGCCCCGCAGCCCCGCUACCAGGAGCCGCCGUGGGGCAGCGCUCCCCCAGCCGAGGCCGGCUACGGCCUGGAGACCCUGAAGGGCGGCGUCAUCGUGGGCACCCUGCGCUUGGAGGGCAGGAGCUGGUUCCUGGUGGGGCGGCUGCCGGGCUGCGCCCUGGCGCUGGAGCACCCGUCCGUGUCGCGGCACCACGCCGUGCUGCAGUACCGCGGCCAGGCCCAGCCCGGCUUCUACGUCUACGACCUGGACAGCACCCACGGCACCUUCCUCAACAAGGCCCGGCUCCCGCCCCGCACCUACUGCCGGGUGCGCGUGGGGCACGCGCUGCGUUUCGGGGGCAGCUCCCGCCUCUUCCUGCUGCAGGGACCUGAGGAGGAUCAGGAGUCUGAGUCGGAACUAACUGUGACUCAGCUGAAGGCUCUGCGCAAGCAGCAACAGGAAAAGUUAGAGAAGACAAUGUUAGGCGAGGACUCAGAUGAAGAUGAAGAAGAAGAAAAGGAAGAGAAAAGAAAUGAGAGCAGUCAGAGUAACGAUAUGAGUUGCUCGUGGGGAAUGGGGGAAGAUGCCGAGGAAGAUGAGGUUGAAGAAAAUCCUAUUGCCAUCGAGUUUCAGGAGGAGCAAGAAGCCUUUUAUUUGAAGGACCCUAGGAAGGCGCUGCAGGGUUUCUUUGACAGGGAAGGAGAAGAACUAGAGUAUGAAUAUGAUGACCAUGGACACAAUACCUGGCUCUGCAGGGUUAAGUUGCCUGUGGAUGAUGCAUCAGGGAAGCAGCUGGUGGCAGAGGCUAUCCAUUCAGGAAAGAAAAAGGAAGCAAUGAUACAGUGCGCGUUGGAAGCUUGCCGAAUACUGGAUGCUAGAGGUGUGCUGCGGCAAGAGGCAGUGUCCAGGAAAAGGAAAGCAAAGAACUGGGAAGAGGAGGACUUUUAUGACAGUGAUGAUGACACCUUCCUUGACCGAACUGGGGUUGUUGAAAAGAAACGACUGAACAGAAUGAAAAAAGCUGGGAAAAUAGAAGAGAAGCCGGAGACUUUUGAUUCACUGGUUGCAAAGUUAAAUGCAGCUGAAAAAGAACUUUCUGAGAUAACGGAGAAGCUGAAGGUUUCAGGGAAAGCCCAACCCCAGCCGGCUUCUCAGGAUUCCUUGGAUGAAUUCAUGACUGAAAUAAAAUCAGGCUGCUCCUUAGACAGCGUAAUGAGGAAGAAGCUUCAUUUGCGGACCUUUGAAUUGAGGAAAGAACAGCAGAGACUGAAAGGGUUAAUAAAGAUUGUUAAACCUGCGGAACUGCCAGAGCUGAAGCCCCAGACUGGGAGUCAUGGUCUGGAACUAGAGAGCAAGCCUAAAAAGCUAACAUUGCCUCUCUUUGGUGCAAUGAAGGGAGGAAGAAAAUUCAAACUGAAAACUGGAAACCUAGGGAAGUUGCCUGUCAGGCGUCCAGAUAUCCCUGAAAGCUUGUUAAAAAUGAAAGAUGAUGGGCCUGAAGUGGAGGAGGAAGAAGAGGAUGAAGAUGAGGAGCAGAAAAUCAAAGCAGCAAACAUCGGGACACAAAAAACAGAGACGAAAAUGGCAGGAGAAGAAGUAGAACAAGAGACGAGUCUUCCUGCCAGUUCUCCUAGUAAGAAUCUGGAACCUACCCAUGGGAUUGGUUUUCAGUCUCAGCCCAUCAGCAAGCAGUUAAAGACACCAGAGAAUGAAUAUCAGGUGGACCUAUCACAAGAGAAGUCUCAAGCAUCGGAGAGAACAUGCAGGACAUUUGAAGAGAGCCCCAAGAAAAAGACGAAAGUCAAUGGCCCAAGCAGGGUAAGUAAUGAUACCUGAAGCUCUCUCACGCAGAGGAAGACAGUCCCUGCCCCAAGAAGUCAACAAUCUAAUUUAAAAGAUUCCCUCUGAGUGAAAUGGGCUGGUGACUUGGUUGGAGUACUGCUUUGUGACAGUGAUGUCUCUUCCAUGGUGUGUGAAA
Terrapene triunguis (Three-toed box turtle) is the source of this 2273-nucleotide messenger RNA. RefSeq names its product solute carrier family 4 member 1 adaptor protein (gene SLC4A1AP). The transcript is spliced from 12 exons. Gene Ontology annotation, molecular function: mRNA binding; protein binding. NCBI's taxonomy places the organism in Eukaryota, Metazoa, Chordata, Testudines, Emydidae. The coding region runs from base 119 to 2131 and encodes 670 amino acids. The record is from RefSeq and is a predicted model, not a curated record.